Messenger RNA from Lasiosphaeria miniovina, 1353 nucleotides. RefSeq lists its product as uncharacterized. Gene Ontology annotation, biological process: regulation of DNA-templated transcription. Lineage: Eukaryota; Fungi; Ascomycota; Sordariomycetes; Sordariales; Lasiosphaeriaceae. The record is from RefSeq and is a predicted model, not a curated record. Gene Ontology annotation, molecular function: zinc ion binding; DNA-binding transcription factor activity, RNA polymerase II-specific. The annotation marks the transcript as partial. The transcript has 3 exons.
AAGAGGAACCGUGCAAGCAAGCCCAAGGUGCGAACCGGCUGCAGAACCUGCAAGAUUCGGCGAGUCAAGUGUGAUGAAGCCAAGCCAAUGUGUCAGCAAUGUCAAAGGGCGCGUGUUGUUUGCGAUGGAUAUCACGACGUCGGCCCAUCCACCCCUCAGCUUACCACUAUCGAGUCCAACAGCUUUAAACCCAGAGCAAAGCCAACGAAUGCAAAUAUAUUAAGUUCCACGGUAGACGCCCUACUAACGAGCUCAAUACACCUCUUGAAAGGCUCUCUCUCGCAAUAUCGCCGGGACACCUCCCCAAUACAGCUCAACUCACAAGCGCGAGGCUGGAUGGGGAAAGAAGACGAUCUCAACGAUAUUGAACACAUGCUUCCCUUCCUCUCCAUCAUGGGCGGGUGGACCCCCUUUUUGAAGACGCAAAGGAUAAAUCUUGCCCUUUGGGAUACAUCGGCCAGAGGCGACGACGCAGUAGCAAAUCUCGCUGAAUACCAGAGCACCAAGCAACUCCAGGCAGAUUGGUGCCGAUUCUUCGCCCGCGCCUCCGCCUUCACCGGACAGGCGUUCACAGCAGUGACACAGCAACGCCCCGUCGCCGUCGUUGCCGCCGUUGACCUCGAUCCAGCACUGCUGCACGAACAACAGAAGUACCUGUCACACCUGGACCGAUGGCGAGACGUCCUCGACGCAGCCCUCGCUCGUGCCGCGACAUCCCACGACAGCCAGGCUAAUAAUCGCGCCAUCCGGCUCAUGCAGCUGCACCGCCUCGUGCUUUCCAUCGGCAUGCAGUGCUGCCUCGACCCCACCGACAUGCUCUGGGACGCGUACGACGACGAGUUCCUCGCGCUGGUGGGAAGCUGUCUGGCGUUUGCCGUCGAAGCCGCCGCCACCAAAACCACUGCUGCUGGCAGACACUACCGCUACUACUACCAUGCGCGCUUCACCUUUAGCAUGGGCGUUCUAUCUACGCUCGGUCCGGUCAUCGCCAAAUGUCGUAACCAUGACAUCCGCAUGCGGGCGCUCGAGAUGGCGCGUAGAAUGCCGUGGCGCGAAGGCGCGUGGGACGCCGAGGCUGAGUUGUUUGGCAAGCUAGGAGCGGUGCUGCUGGAGGAGAGGGGGAGAAACGCGGAUGAUGGUGUCGUCUGGGCUGAGAAUAGGUGGACGUGGGUGGAUGGUGUCUGGGAUAUGGAACGGCGGAAACUGGUCGGGCGAUAUGUGAGAAGUGUCCCGGAUCGGCUAACCGGGGACCAUGUCGUGACGAGCCUCGAGGUGAACUUGGAUGCGUGGCCCGACGUGUGCCGCGAUGUCUCGUGUGAGGUGGACCAUGCAGCCGAGUGUAGGGUGCUGGAU